Messenger RNA from Desarmillaria tabescens, 882 nucleotides. RefSeq lists its product as uncharacterized. The record is from RefSeq and is a predicted model, not a curated record. Lineage: Eukaryota; Fungi; Basidiomycota; Agaricomycetes; Agaricales; Physalacriaceae. Bases 121 to 540 code for a protein of 139 amino acids. Gene Ontology annotation, molecular function: oxidoreductase activity. The transcript is spliced from 3 exons.
AUGCGGAGAAUGCUCUGAUGAGCGCUCUUUCAGAAACUUUCCCACUAAGGAUGGUAUAUAACGCACACCUUUCAGUCGCAUCAAGUCACACCCUGCUCAGACAACCACUCAGACUCACAGAUGGCCACUGGUACAAUCCAAACAGACCGUAUCCGUGUCGUCCUUCUCUUCAAACGAAAGGAAGGGCUUACGCUUGACGAAUUCUACCAACAUUGGUUCGAGGGUCUCUCGAAAAUGCUCCUCGCAUCCCCCAUCUUCACGGACAAUGUCCUCAAGUACGAACAGUUACGUAUUGACAACGAGACUAUGGCAAUGCUGAAAACUGUGGGUUUUGAGCCCCCAGAGCCUGAGUGGGAUGGAAUGGCUUUGCUGGAGGCAGAAAGCUUCGACAAGAUAUUCUCUAUAUUCCAGUCGGAGGAGUACAAAACGGUUAUUGGUCCUUACGAAGAUAAAUUCUUGGAAAGAAAGGCUGCUCAGAUCUUCCCCCUGAAGUUUGCUGUGUUCUUGGAUGAAACGAAAUCGACUGGGCUGCACCUAUAAUUAGAUAUACCUGUAGUUAUUCUGGUCCAGUCCUUCCAAUUUACUUUCUGCGACCUUGAAAAUCCCGGAUGCCAUAUGGUGCUCAAUAUUGAGUGAUGGGCGAUCAUAUGUAAAUUUGAAAGGAUCCGAGACCUAGUCUAGAAUACAACAUUAAUUAUCACUACCAAAAAAACCAUCACAUGUAGCAAUAAUUAAAGCCCCUGCCAGUGGUUCUCGUUAUUAUUAUCAGAUAUUUAUCUGAUUCAGCUUUGCACCAACUUGGCCUUUCAGAUUGUCCUAAUCUUCCGAGUCCGAGGGGGCCACGCUGUUAUUCUUCUGGUUGCGGGGAUCUCUCAUCUCAUG